UCCGAAAAACAACAACAACAGAGGAAUUAGAGAGCGUGGACAGUGAAUCACUGACUUAUCAACGCGACAUUUCUGUAACAUCUUAUUGUGUCUGCGUCUUGAGAAUCAGCACAACUGUACUCAUGCAAACUGCAGGUUAAGAUGUCAUUAUGGGUGGCACUGCUGUCGGUGGAGUCAUUGGGGUGAGGUGUGGAGUUCCCGCUGUUUUGCUGUGUCUGGUAGCUCUGCUGUGUGCCAAUGUGCUGCUCUAUUUUUACCUGGAUGCCCUGUAUCAGGACUCGAACCCUCCUUCAGCACACGCACAGUGUCCUCCUCGCCACUUUAAAGUGGGCACCAUGAGCUCCUGCACCCCUUGGUUAAAGUGUCCGGAAAUCCGUUCUGGUGUUCGACGUGUGAAGCUCAUUGGACAAGGAGCUGUGAAGAAGGUUUAUCUGUCAGAGUGGCAAGGACAGAAGGUGGCGCUGUCUGUCCUGUCCUCAGAUCAGUACGCAGAUGACUUCCUCCAUGGACUGUCAAUGCUUCGUGCCUUGCAGAGCUCCCACGUGGUGACGCUGGUAGGUGUGUGUGAAGAGGAUGCUGUGUUUAUUACUGAAUACCACCCUCUUGGUUCAGUGUUAACGCUCGACACCACACUCGCGCAAGAACGCUAUCGCUGGCGAAACUCCUGGCACACUCGCCUACAGCUGGCAAUAGACUACGUGGCCUUUCUGGCAUACUUGCACAGCAGUCCGAUGGGGGUCCGAGUAAUGUGUGACUCCAACGACCUGCACAAAACCCUCAGCCAGUUCCUCCUCGCUUCCGACAUGCGUCUGUUGGCCAAUGACCUGGACGCCCUGCCUGAGGUGAAGAAGGGGGCAUUGGGAGUGAAAUGUGGGCAUCAUGAGCUCACUGGGGACUUCGUUGCUCCUGAGCAGUUGUGGCCUUAUGGUGAGGAUGUUCCCUUCUCAGAUGAAGCCAUGCCCGGGUACGACGAAAAGACGGACAUCUGGAAGAUUCCUGACGUGACACGCUUCCUGUUAGGGGACGUCUUGGGAAGUGAUGUCAUCCACUUCCACUUGUUUCAGACCUACAGCGAGUGCAAGAGGAAAGAGGUUCACAUGAGGCCCACGGCCCGCGAGGUCCUGAGUGUGUAUCGCUUUGUGUAUGACAGUAUGAUAGAGAGCCAGUCGCAGAGAGUUAGAGAUAUGCUGUAGAGAGAGGAAUCAUUAAAAGGCCAAAAGUGAAAAUUCAGUCGUCAUUUACUCCAAACAUGCUUGCGUUCUUGUGAUAUUUUGAGAAGUCAGUGGUCACUCACUGAUAAAAAAAACACACACACAUUUAGAGUCUCAAUGCAGUUACAUUGACUGUAAUUUAAGUUAUGAAAGCAAACGAUAUCCUUUUUUUUAAUAUUAAUUAUGACGUAGUUAAAGGAAGACUUUUUGGUAAAUAGGCUCAUUUUUCAAGUCACUCAGAGUUAAAUUGUUGAGUUUGAUAAUUUUUUAAUCCAUUCAUCUGAUCUCUGGGACUAACAAAUAGUCCAUUAUCCUUGAUUAUUACGCCAGAAUGAGAGUAUAGUUCCUAGCCAUGUCAAGCUGGAACAUAGCAGCUAUUUAUUUCCAUCAGUCUUGGUGCACAUUUUAACAACACAAGAGUCAAGUUUUACUAGGAAAAACUCUUUGGAAUUUUUUGAGCGAGAUGCUAAUGAUCUAAUCUGAUUCAAGGAUCUAUGCUAAGCUAAGCUAAAAGUUCUUCUGUCAGACCUGGAGAUUGUCUGAAUGGAUUUAAAGAGCCCCUAUAUACAUUAAAAAUGGUCAUAUUUAGUUUUUUUGGGUCUUCAACAACAGGCUGAUAUGUAUGCAAGGUCAAAAAAACACUUUCAUUGUCUUAUUUUAUGCAUUUAUUCUUAGCUAAUUAUCCCAGCGACUCCCAUAUGAUUCUUCAGCGAUUCAUUUGUUCCCAAACCGCUCCUUAGCGCGAUGCUUAUCUGGGCUGAUUGGUCUGAUGGUAAUCUGUUGCAAUUGGUCGACAGCGUUCAGCGCGAGACAGAGAGAAAUGCCCACCACGGCUUAUCAACAAUAUUGAAGCAGUCAGAGUGCAGAGUGUAUGUGUGAGCAUACCUGCCAACACUUCUGUUUUUUCCGGGAGUCUCCCGUCAUUUCAGACAGAUCUCCCGCCACCCUCCCGUUUUGUUAUUUAUCCCGGAAAACUGAUGAUGGCCAUAGCAACGACAAGCAACAUGGCUUUAGACGCGAUAUUAGAAUAUAAAGAUUUAACCAGAUACAAUACAAGCGGUUACAUGUAACAAAACACAAUUAAAUACAUCAUUUGCAAGCUAGAGGAAACGAGGCAACCAUUUUAAUCACACUUACUCACACUUGUGAAAUGGAGGAAGAAACUGGUACAUUAACUGUGUACUGUAAAGUUCCUGUCAAGCUCUGAUAAGUCCCACACAAUAGUCUUUCCUGAUCUUUCCUUUAACAAACAGCAGACGAAUCCCCCGUUGUAAGAGUGUAGAAUGCUGAAGCACUCGUCAGAAAAAUGACAGGAACAGCACAAGGCUGGGCUAUAAUGCUGAGGUAUUUUUGCAAAAAUAAACUUCAACCACUGACUCUUCACUGUUUCAUCUUUGGGUAGAGAAAAUAAUACUAACUUUCCCCUCACACUUCAGAGCUUAGCAUCUUCGCGACAUGAUUCAACCGGCGUCUGCUACAGUGUUCUUCUUCUUCCUUUUCUUUGCUACUGUGCUACUUUGGGGGGUUUAAAUUUUUCCAGGUUUGUACGUGCAACAAAUGGGCGGGGCUUAAGUUCCGUAUCCACGUCAUGCCAGCACGGCUAAAGACUCAUUAUCAAGAUGAUUCAUUUGAAGCGCGAUGAUUCGACUCUUUUCUAAAUGAAUCAAUAGUUUUAAACACGGGGCACUUUCGAUUUAAGCCUUAGCUGGAUAUUUCACUUCAGUUAGAGCUGUGUUACACACUACAUGGAAGGUCAUUUUCAAAAACCCAUCAUAGGGGCUCUUAAAAAAAAAAGAAAAGAAUAAACUCAACUGUUUAACUCCAGGGAAUGUAAAAUGAGCAUAUUUGCUACAAAAAGUUGUGUGGUUUACCCAAAAAGGGUUUAUUCAGCAUUAUUCAAAAUAUCUUCUUUUGUGUUUAACAGAAGAAAGAAACUCAUAAAGGUUUGAAAUAAGUAGAGGAAGAGUAAAUGAUGUCAACAUUUUCAUUUUUACUAUUAAUUUCACUAUUAAUUUAAGUUUUCGAGUUAAAUUUAAAAAGCCUUACAAAAAUACUUUAUUAUUUAAUAUAAAAUUAUAAUUUUUAACAACAAUUUAUUAAAAUAAUUAAAAAUUAUUACAAAGCAUUUUCAGUUUCCAGCCAAAUGCAUCCAAAAUUUUCUAUUUCAGCCCACAAGUUUCAUUUCGGUGGAUCCCUAAUCUUGCUAGAAGAGGCCAUUAUUGCAUUGCACAACUCAAAAACAAGAUAGCAAAAGAUCUAAUUAUUAUAAACAUGUUAAAUUAUAAACAUUUAUUACUAGAAAAAAAUCAUCAAACCAUUUUCCCCAAGUAUCAUUAUUAUUAUUAUUAUUAUUAUUAUUAACAAAAUUAUUGUUAAUAGACAUUAAAAAAAAUACGUAUUUAACGUGUUGAAGCAACUCAAUUCUUAAGUUUAUUGGGGGCAACUUGAUUGUUUUAUGUUCAACUCACAUUUGUAAAAACAAUCAAGUUAACCUAAUUGAUUUGUGUUGGGGCAAUGUAGGAAUUGUGUGGAACCCAGUAUUUUUUACAGUGCAGUAUAUAAACGUUUGCAAUGUGGCUGAGUAAGUUAUGACAGAAUGAUAAUUUUUGAGUGAACGAACCCUUUAAGUUACUGACACUAAUGCAAUGCAGUGGGUUUAGUUGUAGUUGUGUGUGGCACUGAGAACAAUAUGCAGCAAACAUGACAACAACGUCCAGCAGAGGAUGAGAUGCAGCAUCUCAGGGUUUUGGAUGAUCAGCUCCAUAUACUCACAGUAUGCUGAUUAAGCUGUUUUUCACAAGUACACCUCACAAAACAUCUCUUCGGUUGAUCAAAUAUAAAACUGAUGCAGUGACUGAUUAUGUGGAGUAAAGUGAUCUUGAUUUUAGCUUAACAAGAGAGCGAUUAUCAUUCAAAACUACUGAACUUUUGUCUAUUUUUGUUCUCUGUAUUUUCAAAGCUUUUAUUAAACAAUUUUCUCAAGA
Molecule: messenger RNA, 4195 nt
Organism: Danio aesculapii
Lineage: Eukaryota; Metazoa; Chordata; Actinopteri; Cypriniformes; Danionidae
Gene: pomk
Product: protein O-mannose kinase
Exons: 3
Coding region: 150-1193 (347 amino acids)
Biological process (GO): carbohydrate phosphorylation; protein phosphorylation; protein O-linked glycosylation
Cellular component (GO): endoplasmic reticulum membrane
Molecular function (GO): carbohydrate kinase activity; ATP binding; protein kinase activity
Source: RefSeq, a predicted model, not a curated record